Messenger RNA from Spodoptera litura, 3863 nucleotides. RefSeq names its product membrane alanyl aminopeptidase-like. The record is from RefSeq and is a predicted model, not a curated record. Gene Ontology annotation, biological process: proteolysis; peptide catabolic process. Gene Ontology annotation, molecular function: metalloaminopeptidase activity; peptide binding; zinc ion binding. Gene Ontology annotation, cellular component: membrane; cytoplasm. Lineage: Eukaryota; Metazoa; Arthropoda; Insecta; Lepidoptera; Noctuidae.
UGACUGAUAAUUCUGAUAAAUAUUAUUAUAUAUUGUAAUCUACAAAUGACUGUGGAUGUUAACAUAUUGAAAUUAAAGUCAUUUCGUGUGGUGCAAUUGCGAAACAGCACCAUGCGAUUUACCGGUGUCAUCGUUUUGGCGCUAGUCGCGUUUGCAUGGGCUGAUGGACCUCUACCAUUGGCCACUGAAGAUGUGGGAACCCUCACCACUGCGGCAGAUAGUAGUUACCGUCUACCUGAAGACUUGGACCCUAUCAGUUAUGAUAUAGAAGUAACUCCAUACUUCACUGAAGCUACCACUCCGCAAGGAAAAGAACAAUUUACUUUCGAUGGCAUCGUCUACAUUGUUUUCGAUGUUCUGAAACCCAAUCUGAACUCUUUUGUUAUACAUGAAAAUGUAAAAUCUAUUUCGGCAGUAAGAUUAUUUAAGAACGAGAAUGAUGAAAUCGUUAAUUUGCUAUCUGGCCAAGAAUUUGAACGUGACAAACAACAUCAAUUUUUGAAAAUUAACCUAGCUACCGGCACUACUUUGGAAGUGGGAACGAAAUACAAACUGUUGGUUAUCUACGUAGGCAACAUCAACGAAACUCCUCUCGAGAGGGGUGUUUUCAGAGGAAACUACAAAGACGAAAACGGAGUUACACGUUGGUACCUGGCCACUCAUCUUCAGCCCACUCACUCUAGGCAGGCUUUCCCCAGCUUUGACGAGCCCGGAUUUAAGUCCACUUUCAAAAUUACCAUCAACAGGCCAGCUAGCUUCUCUGAAUCAUUCUCCAACAUGAAGUUGCUACUUUCAAUACCCCAGGGAAACGAGCGCAUUAAAGAGAUCUUCGAAGUGACUCCAAGAAUGUCAGCUUACUUGGUGACAUUCCACGUCAGUGACGGGUUUAAAGUAAUUGCUGAGAAUAAGGACAAUGAAAGGUCUUACAGAAUUCUCGCAAGAUCUAACGCUGAUGGUCAAGGAGAAUAUGCUUUGGAAAUAGGACCACCUAUAACCAACUGGCUUAGUACAUAUCUGAAUAUCGAUUACUAUACUAUGGCUCCGGGUAUUAAAAAUGACCAGAUUGCCUCACCGUACUGGGCUUCUGGAGCUACUGAAAACUGGGGAUUAGUGACUUACAGGGAACUUCGUCUGCUCUAUGAAGAGGGUGAAACAAAUGCUGCUGAUAAGCUUUCUAUCGGUACUAUAACUGCUCACGAACUUGCCCACAAAUGGUUCGGUAACCUGAUCACCUGCAGAUGGUGGGACAAUGUCUGGAUCAACGAAGGUUUCGCUAGCUACUUCGAAUACUUCGCUAUGGAUGGCGCAUACCCUGAAUUGGAAUUGGCCGAUCAGUUUAACAUUAUGUACGUUCAAAGUGCACUGUCCGCUGACUCGGCAACUAACACCAGAGCUCUACAGCAUACCGUCAAUAGCCCCACGGAUGUCACUGGUCAUUUCACUGGCAUUAGCUACUCUAAAGGAGCCUCCUUCCUUCUCAUGUUGAAGCACUUGGUCUCUGAAGAAACUUUCAAGCAGGCUUUAUACAAUUUUUUGGAUGACAGAAAAUACCAACACGCCUUCCCAUCACAUCUUUUCGAUGCUUUUGCAAAAGCAUUAGCAGAUAAAUCUGAAGAAGGUAUUGCUCUGGAUAUCAGAUCGUUCAUGUCUUACUGGGUCUUUGAAGAAGGAUACCCUGUCCUCAAUGUUAAAGUCAACAGCGAAGCUAACACCAUCGAACUUGAACAGGAUCGAUUCUUCAUCAGUCCAUCAGCGUCUCCCACACAACAAGUUUGGCCCCUACCAAUUACAUACACAACCCAAAGUAGCCCGAACUGGAACAAUCUCAGUCCUGUCAAAGUAAUGACUACGAAGACUGACACUCUCCAAAAUGUUGCAACUGGCGGCUGGGUUAUCUUCAAUGUGCAACAAAAGAAUAUCUACAGAGUGAACUACGACACUGAAACCUGGUUGAAGCUCGCAGAACAACUUCAAACUGAUCACAACGCUAUUCAUCAUUUAAACAGAGCUCAGAUUGUGGACGACGUUUUCGCACUCAUGCGUUCUGAAAGGUUGUCAUUACAAGUUGGCUUCCAAGUUCUGCAGUUCUUGAAGAAAGACACAAGCUUCUACGUCUGGUAUCCAGCAAUAUCCGGUUUUAACUGGUUGAGGAAUAGGCUCUUACACACCGCGCAACUCCCUACCUUCGACAGUCUCCUCUACAGCUACCUUGACAACGUUAUCCAGGAUGUUGGCUUCGAUGUAGAUGCUAAUGAACACAUCACUAGGACUCUUAACAGAUUCUACUUACUCAACUUCGCUUGCAACAUCGGUCACCAAGAGUGCAUCAACAAUUCUGUGAACAGGUUUAGGAGUUACAGAUUUGGUGAUCUAGCUAGUGUCAAUCCUAACGUGAGACGUCAUACCUUCUGUGAGGGUCUCCGAGCUGGCAACUUUGAAGACUGGAGCUACAUUGCCAAACGUCGCCAGGAGUCCAACAACCAGGCUGAUGAGGUGGCAAUGUUAAGAGCUUUAGGAUGUGCUACGAACGAUCAAGCUAGAAACGAGUACCUGAAAUUAAUCUUAACUGAAGACGUUAAGGCUCAAGAUCGAGUGAACGCCUUCACUUUCUUCUACAUGGGAGACGCAUCUAACGCUAAAUACGCUAUACCAUUCAUCAAGGAAAAUGUGAAAGAAAUUCAAAAAGCGGUUGUUCUACCUGCGUGGUUCCAAAAUAUAUUCUCCAACAUUGCUGGGUACUUAGAUGAGACAGGCUUAGCAGAAUACACAACUAUGCUCGCUUCAAUCGAAGUAGAAUAUCCCCUUGCAGUCAUCGCGGGUAGGAGUGCAAUAGCUUCUGCUAGAGCGAAUAUCCAGUGGGGUAACGACAAAGUUGCAGAGAUUAUAGCUAUAGCUGACAAUCAACUAACCACUACAACUACUACUACUACAACAACGUCAGAGCCUUCAUCUCCCAGUGAAGAACCAACGACUACACCAGAACCUGCUCCAGGCUCCGCCACAGUUGCUUUCCCAGCCACCAUAAUGCUUUUAUGGACAGCAUUAGCCAUCAUGCUGAAAUAGAAUCUAAGUUGUAAUUGUUUUACCACACUUAUUUUUAUCAAGCUAGCUGUACCCGCACCUUUGCUCACAGAACAAUGUAGGUACAUAAUUUUUGAUACCAGUUAUGUUUUUUAUUCAUAAUAUCAAGCUAUAUUCUAUAGAAAUUAAAACAAUAGGGCUAUAAGGUCGCAAGUACAACUGGUUACAAAACACAUUAUUUAUUAUUAGUUGCUGAAGGAGAUCGUAAUAGUAAAAGGUUAUAUUAUACGCUUGCUUAUUUAUUGUAAGGAGGUUCUAGUCUCUGUGUUAGCAAUAUGAUAAUAUAUCUAUGGUUAGCGAUACUGUGAUAACAAACAAAAUAGGCAGGAUGCACUGUGAAAACAGCUUGCAUAUUUCAUAAAUAAGUAUGUAUGUCCUUAAAGUCCUUAUUUUUAUCCUUAAAGGAAUUUUGUUAUUACUGUUGUUAAAUAAAUAAUUUUAUAUUCAUAAAAUAUGCCAUUGUUUUUUUAUUCUCUUGAGUAGUUGUCUCUAAUACAUAAACUUUUUACUAUAACGGCUCUUGCAGUCGACGACAUAAUUGCAAGCAGUGCUUUUUAUACACACACACAAAAAAAAAACUAACUGUCAUAAAAAUUCCGAAGUAAUCUUAGGAAAUUCAUAUUCAGGAAUGAUUGACUUAUGACACACUUAUAACAAGAACAAAUUCAGUAAUUUUCUAUAAGUACAUUUUUUUACUACACAAUUCAUCACAGCCACUUACUCACACAAGUAUCCAAUAUACUAUAAAUAUACAUAAAUAAAGACAUAGUUUCCGUUUUCAA